AUUCGGUGCCACAUGACACUAAUUCCACAUGGGAUUAGAAGUACGGAUAACUCUUCCACCAAACACACAGACAAGGUCACAUGAAGUAAACAAAGCUGCAAGAACGGUUAAGACAACCAUCAAUGGGCAGUGUCUGUGUCUCUGCAUUGAAGUGGGGGUGUUUGAUUUAGGUGGUUAAGCGGUUGAAAAGAAGAAAAAUGAGGGAACUUCAAAGCCCUUCUUUUGAUAUCAUCGCCCAAGCUUUGUUUCCCUCCCUUCAAGACAGUAAGUGGCGGAGAAUCCAACCCAACAAACUACAACAAAAGCAGAAACAAACGUGCACUGACAACCCAAAGCUCUCUCUUACUUUCUUUAUAUCUGUCAAAUCCGUCCUGUUUUAGAAAGAAGCAAGACAGGCAGAGAGAGAGAUGGCAGGCAUGGCUGCUGCUUGUUCCUCUGGUGUGAUGUUCAGAGCUAGAGAAUCGGGAAGUAGUAGGGCUUCUCUGUUUCAAUACAGAGGGCUUAGGCCAGGGGAAAACAGCAUGCACAUGGCUUCAGCUAGGCCUAGGUUGGGUUGGUUCAUUUCUUCUCCAGCUCCAAAAUGCAGAAAAAUCAAGGCCAUGGCUUCAACAGUUUCAGCUCCCAAACGAGAAAAAGAUCCUAAAAAACGAGUUGUCAUAACCGGAAUGGGCCUUGUGUCAGUUUUUGGCAGUGACAUUGAUACAUUCUAUAACAAACUUCUUGAGGGACAGAGUGGAAUUAGCCUAAUUGACAGGUUUGAUGCUUCAAAAUUCUCCGUCCAGUUUGCAGGUCAGAUUCGCGAUUUUUCUUCCCAAGGCUACAUUGAUGGGAAGAAUGAUCGCCGGCUAGAUGAUGCCUGGCGUUACUGUUUAGUUGGUGGCAAGAGGGCCCUUGAAGAUGCCAACCUUGGAACUGAGGUUCUUGACAAAAUGGACAGAACAAAGGUUGGAGUUCUAGUGGGAUCAGGCAUGGGAGGCAUAACAGCUUUCAGCGCUGGAGUGGAAGCUCUGGUCCAAAAGGGAUAUAAGAAGAUCACACCAUUUUUCAUUCCUUAUUCCAUCACCAACAUGGGGUCAGCAUUGUUGGCUAUAGACACUGGUUUAAUGGGACCUAAUUACUCCAUUUCAACUGCUUGUGCAACUGCAAAUUACUGCUUCUUUUCAGCUGCAAAUCUCAUCAGAAGAGGUGAGGCAGAUAUCAUGGUAGCUGGUGGGACUGAGGCUGCAAUCACGGCUACCGGGGUUGCCGGGUUUAUAGCUUGCCGGGCUUUGUCUCAGAGAAAUGAUGAACCCCAUAAAGCUUCCAGGCCCUGGGAUAGAAAUCGUGAUGGUUUUGUUAUGGGAGAAGGCUCUGGUGUGCUGAUUAUGGAGAGCUUGGAGAGCGCAAUGAGAAGAGGAGCUAAUAUAAUUGCGGAGUAUUUGGGAGGUGCUAUAACAUGUGAUGCUCAUCACAUGACUGAUCCUAGGUCAGAUGGCCUUGGAGUUUCAUCUUGCAUAACGAAGAGUUUAAAUGAUGCUGGAGUUUCCCCUGAAGAGGUGAAUUAUGUGAAUGCUCAUGCAACAUCUACACUAGCAGGGGAUAUGGCUGAGUUUAAUGCGAUCAAGAAGGUCUUUAAGGACACAUCAGAGUUAAAGAUGAAUGCGACCAAGUCAAUGAUUGGACAUGGCCUUGGGGCUGCUGGUGGAUUGGAGGCCAUAGCAUCAAUAAAAGCAAUCAGCACUGGUUGGCUGCAUCCCACAAUUAACCAAGAUAACCUGGAGUCUGAUGUUUCAAUUGACACUGUCCCAAACGUGAAGAAAAAGCAUGAAGUUAAUGUUGCAAUCUCUAACUCAUUUGGCUUUGGCGGGCACAAUUCAGUAGUCGUCUUUGCGCCCUUCACACCCUAAAUAAAAGUCAGCCCUAUUUUCCCUUUCUAUUAUACUAGAAUCACCCAUUUUUAGAUGUUAAAGUUGUCAAAAGCAUAAAGGAGGUUAUGGAUUCGAAUCAAGCAAUCUGUAAUGAGUCCUGAAGGCAAUGUUGCCCUUCAACGAUGUCCAUGUAUCUCAUCAUUGUUUUGAUGAAUCAGAAUUAGUCAUUUUUUCAGCAAAUAAAAGGUUGAUGCCAUUUUUCC
Alnus glutinosa is the source of this 2110-nucleotide messenger RNA. Its product is annotated as 3-oxoacyl-[acyl-carrier-protein] synthase I, chloroplastic-like. The transcript is spliced from 8 exons. Gene Ontology annotation, biological process: fatty acid biosynthetic process. Lineage: Eukaryota; Viridiplantae; Streptophyta; Magnoliopsida; Fagales; Betulaceae. Bases 408 to 1886 code for a protein of 492 amino acids. Gene Ontology annotation, molecular function: 3-oxoacyl-[acyl-carrier-protein] synthase activity. The record is from RefSeq and is a predicted model, not a curated record.